AUGCCGAAGCCCGUCAAAAGCAAGACGACCGGUAAGCACAUUGGGUAUGGUAAAGUGAUUCUUUUUGGCGAGCAUUUUGUCGUGUACGGUGCCGAGGCGAUUGUUGCUGGGAUCAGGGAGUAUACCGAAUGUCGCUUGGAGGUGACCCCCGGCGUCCCCGGUCUGCAGGUAAACGACCAGCGCCCUGCGAUUCCCGAUUACAUUACGCAGAAGCGCGGCGAGCAGAAGAAGGCGCAUCAGCUCGUUCUCGAUCACCUGCAAGUGGACCUGUCCCGAGAUGGGCUGAAGAUGUUUAUCGGCGGACCGCUGGUACCGAGCAGUGGCAUCGGUGCCUCCGCCAGCGACGUUGUCGCCUUCUCACGAGCCUUGAGUGAGUUAUACCAGCUGAACUUGACGGAGGAACAAGUGAAUCAGAGCGCUUUUGUCGGCGAGGGCGGCUACCACGGCACACCUAGUGGGGUGGAUAACACGGCUGCCACGUUUGGUGGACUCAUUUCGUACCGCCGCCAUAGCGGCAAAUCUAUCAUGAAGUCCAUUGCAUUUCAACAGUGUCUCUACCUAGUCGUUGUGGGCACCGGCAUCACUGCUAGCACCACGGCUGUCGUAAGUGACGUGCGCAAGAUGAAGGAGAGGCAACCAGAACAGUUCCAGCGACUAUGUGACAACUACACUCACAUUGUCUCUCAGGCUCGCGAGGCUUUGCAGAAGGGCGAUCUCCUGCGUGUGGGUCAGCUGAUGAAUGCCAAUCAUGAUUUGUGCCGAAAAAUUGGUGUGUCAUGUCGUGAGUUGGAGUCGAUUGUACAAACGUGCCGCGCCUAUGGCGCUCUCGGUGCGAAACUGUCCGGCACCGGCCGUGGUGGCAUCGCCGUGGCCUUGGCGGCAUCAAGGGACCAGCGUGAUGCUAUCGUCAAAGGCCUCAAAGCGGAGUGCCCCGAAGCAAAGUUCAUCUGGAAAUACGUAGUGCAGCCUUCUGCUACAGCUAACCUGUAG
Leishmania braziliensis MHOM/BR/75/M2904 is the source of this 990-nucleotide messenger RNA. Its product is annotated as putative mevalonate kinase. The transcript has a single exon. The coding region runs from base 1 to 990 and encodes 329 amino acids. Gene Ontology annotation, cellular component: cytoplasm. Gene Ontology annotation, biological process: isoprenoid biosynthetic process. Gene Ontology annotation, molecular function: mevalonate kinase activity; ATP binding. Lineage: Eukaryota; Euglenozoa; Kinetoplastea; Trypanosomatida; Trypanosomatidae. The record is from RefSeq and is a predicted model, not a curated record.